CAUUCAAUUAGGUUGCAGCAACACACGUCAUCCGUGUCUAACCAUUUUGGUUCUUAAUGCAAUCAUGCAAACAGGUGAAAUUAAUAACCACAACCCAGUGGAGCUUCAAUAAAAGGCAUUUAGCCCCUGUCGAACGAUUUUAGUUCCUGAUAAUUCAUCGUUCGGAAAGGAUCAAACAGCAGCAUGUCCGCUUCCACAAGGGAAGCUACUCAUCUGAUUGGCAUAGUGCUAGUUUCGGUUCUCAUUUGGCCGAAUUCAAGCUGGGCAACGUUUAUGCCUGGUAGACCAGUAACUCCGCUGGGUGGAUUUUUCGGAAGCAGUGGCGGCGGAAGUGCCACAGAUGGAUUCCAUUCCGGAACGCCCAUUGGCGGGCCGGUAGGAGGCGGUAGUGCAAUCGUUUUUCCCGCACCGAACGAUAGAAGAGCAGCGUUUUUUGGACUACUGAAGCUACCAUAUAUUAUAUGCUACUAUGCAGCGAAUGGCAGGUGGCCAAAUUUUCCGCCACAGUUGCAAACGGCAGUACUUGACUUGGGAAGACACGUGUUCGCCAUGGACGAUUACGGACUGAGGAACUACUGUAGCAAAUUCUUCCGUUUCACCAUUGGACACAGACCUUGUUGUGCUACAUCAGUUUAUCCCAUAGCAAUUCUGCCUGGCAGUGGCCACGGUGGUCAGGUUGGUUUCGACGAAGUUCCCGGCAAGAAACCCGGUAAACGAUCUACGAAGAAACCAACCCCGGCUCCGGAUUCCGAGUUCAUUCCCGAAGCCGAACCGGAAGGUGGAGAAGAUGCAGAGGCUGAGGAACCGCAACCCGAAGAUGAGGCAGGCGCAGAUGAGGGUGAAGCCGCCGAAGGAGAAGACUACGACACUGGACGUUUGGUUGAUGGUCAUGGAGGAAAGGUACAACGUGCUUCGGAUUGUAAGGUAGACAAUAAGGAUUGCACGCCGAAAACGAUUCCCUUUGUGCCGUUACGUAACCAGAAGGACGGGAAACAGCUGAAGAAGAAUAUAAAUGAAACGCGGAAGCCUGUGAGUGGGAAUGAUGGUACAAGGACAAACAUUCCAAAAUGAGGGUAAUAUUCAGGAUUUGAUGUCAUGUGUUUUAAAAAGUUCAAAUAAAAGCGUAUUGAAGUUUGGCUUCGUUUAGCUUAUGAUUGCGAUGAGCCAGCCAUUUUGUGAUGCAGAAAAAUCAA
Messenger RNA from Aedes aegypti (yellow fever mosquito), 1193 nucleotides. RefSeq lists its product as uncharacterized. The record is from RefSeq and is a predicted model, not a curated record. NCBI's taxonomy places the organism in Eukaryota, Metazoa, Arthropoda, Insecta, Diptera, Culicidae. The coding region runs from base 184 to 1071 and encodes 295 amino acids. The transcript is spliced from 3 exons.